Messenger RNA from Varanus komodoensis (Komodo dragon), 4998 nucleotides. RefSeq names its product macrophage-expressed gene 1 protein-like. The record is from RefSeq and is a predicted model, not a curated record. The coding region runs from base 99 to 2270 and encodes 723 amino acids. The transcript is spliced from 2 exons. Lineage: Eukaryota; Metazoa; Chordata; Lepidosauria; Squamata; Varanidae.
UUAAGGAAGCUUCCGUGGAAGAAUCGAAGGAAGGAGAGGAAGGAGCUUGGCGCAAGAUCAGGACUGUGCCAUUGAAGUGGCUUUUCCCUCCCAGAAGCAUGGCUCUUUGGCUUUGGUCUCCCUUGGUUGUGGUCUUUCUUGGUUUUGGGGGUGCCCAAGAUCUGGGCUUCGAGGCCUGCAAGCAGCAAGGUCUCAAAGUGCUGGAAGUGCUGCCUGGGGGUGGUUGGGACAACCUGCGCAAUAUGGAGAUGGGGAUGGUGAUGAGCCUUAACUACUCUCUGUGCCGGACCACAGAAGAUGGUGAAUAUCUUAUCCCCAACAAUGUCUUCGUGGUGCCGCUCAAGAAGAGCACGGUGGAAGUCCACUCGGAGCUUAUACAGGACUGGCUGACCUAUACUGAUGCCUUUGCCUUCUCCAUCAAUGCUGAGGCUUCUUUCCUGUCUGUGCUCAAUGGCAAAUUCUCAUACAGCUCUCAGCAGACCAAGAUGCACAAUGUCUAUGAUGAGACCUUCACCACAAGGGUGCAGGCACGAUACCACAUCUAUUCCGUGAAAGCACAGCCGUCCUUCUCCUUGCACAAGGACUUUCGCCACCAGCUGGUGAACCUGGGCAACCACUUGGAGAACAACCAAAGCCGGGCCGCUGAGUACCUUGCAGAGAUGCUCGUUCUCAACUACGGCACCCACGUCCUCACCAGUCUGGAGGCCGGUGCCAGCCUCAUACAGGAGGACCAGGUGAAGCGCAGGUUUUUGUUAGACAAGCAGUCGGAGAAAGUAGGCAUCACGGCCGCCGCAUCAGCCACUUUUUUCAGCAAGAUCAAUGUGGGAAUUAACCUCUCUGUGGAUGCCUGGGAUGACCUGACUAAGGGCUACUUGGCAAACACGGUGGAUUCCAAGGUGGAGAGCUGGGGCAGCAUGCCCUUCUACCCUGGCAUCACUCUCCAGAAGUGGCAGGAGGGCAUUGCCAAUGGCUUAGUGGCCAUAGGCAAGUCUGGGCUGCCUCUGCCCUUCUUCAUCACCCCGGAGGCCUUGCCAGAACUGCCCGAACCCACCGUCCGGCGAGUAGCCAAGGCAGUGAAGAAUGCCAUCCGCCUCUAUUACGCCGUCAACACUCACCCAGGCUGUGUCAAGCCAGAUGCUAGCAACUUCAACUUCCAGGCCAACGUGGACGACGGGUCCUGCCACAAACCAUACACCAACUUCAGCUUUGCCGGCGUCUUCCAGGAGUGCUAUGGUGUGUCUGGCCCGGACACGGAGAGCCUUUGCCAGCCCUACCGCACCCCGAACCCGCUGACGGGAGACUACUCAUGCCCGGACAACUAUUCCGCCGUGCUGCUGCAUGGGGAGCAGCGCACGGCCAGCACGCCCACGCAGGAGUGCCAUAAGCAGUGCCACUCCUGCUGGCUGGUUUUCACCUGCUGCCGCACGGUGUGCGGGGUCCGUUAUGUCCCCAGCACCAUGCAGCUCAACGGCUACUGGUGUGCCGCAACAAGCUCCGUGCCUCAGGACUCGGGCUUCCUCUUUGGAGGGCUGUAUAGCACCGGGAGCUUGAACCCGUUGACUGGCACUUAUGCCUGCCCACCCUACUUCUUCCCACUGGUGCUGUUUGAUGAUUUCAAGGUGUGUGUCAGCGGAGACUAUGAGAUGGGAUCCCGGUCCGCAAUGCCCUUCGGUGGCUUCUUCAGCUGCAAGGCUGGCAACCCUUUGGCUGGGGUGCUGAAGGGGCAGAGCCCCGGGAUGGUCCAGGAUUUCUUCUUCCGGGGCUCGCCAACCAAAUUCCCCAUGAAGUGCCCAGUUGGAUACAGCCAGCACAAGGCCUACUUGAGCGAUGGCUGCCAGAUUGACUAUUGCUUGCAAGCGGGGGCCCUUUUUGCCCAGCAGCUGGCACCCAUCCAGCUCCCACCCUUUUUGCGGGCACCAUCCUCGAACCCCAACCCUCCAGAAGCCAUCCUGGUGCGCCGCGAGGGUAACCAAGCCUGGGUGAAGAUGCGUCAAAGCGGGAGCUGGAGGCUGGCCAAUGCCACCGAUGAGAAGGAAAUGGCUCUUCUUUUCCAGGGAGAGGACGGCUCACAACUGACAGGGGGCUCCAUUGCUGGAAUUUCAGUGGCCACAGUGGCUAUCUGCACAAUUAUUGUAGCUGUCAUAGUUUAUAGAAUUCGGCGCUCCAAGACGAGAGGCUACCAGGAGGUUUCCUCAGCCUCUGAGCGUCUAGUAGAGGACCAAGGAACCUACGGAGCUACAGCAAGUCCUCCAGAACCCAGUGCUGUCUAAUGGCUUUUUAUGUGUACCCUGGAGCUACCCUGCAUAGUUUCAGUGAGAGCGUAUGAGUCCAGGAAAGGGGUGGGGGAAAAGAAUAGUAAUUGAUGGGGUUGUGGGGAGCAAGCAUUAACCCCAACAUUGCCUAGUAUUGAAAUCCAGGUUUAUGCAAUGGUUUGGGGCUGCAGUGGUGGGAAGAGAAAUAAACUUCCUCUAACACUUAAUGCAUACAGGUAAAAUUAAGAAAAAGGAAAUGAAUGUAAUGUAAUGGCUUUAGCAAGUGCAAUAUUAGAUUUCUGCAGGAAUGAAGGGAAAAAAACGCAGAACUGAUAACUAGAGUUCUACAGUGGAAAGGGAAUAAAUUACAUUGAAAUGGGGAUAGUGAGACAGGUAUGGAGGGAGGAGGUACAUAGAAAGCAAAGGCUGGGGCGAUGUGUAAUCAUAAAGGCAGAGCAACUCUUGUGGCAGCAUAUUAAGAGUUAAGGUGUUGCUUACAUGAGGGUUUUUGUUUUAUUGGUUGUACUUUUAUUGUACCAUGACUGUUGGAAAGCGAUACCUGAUCCUCUAACAAAUAAGCAAGCUGAAGCACUGAGCAGAAACAAGAUUCCUUUGGCCUUUUUCUAACUAAUUCAUUCUGAGAUGUAUGUAUUUUUAGAUAUUUACUCCUUGUGCAUUCCUGCAGUACUAUAUUAUUGCUAAUGAGCAGAGGCAACAUGAGAGUGAAGCAUUAAAUCAGAGCAGGCAACUGAACUCAUGCACACCUGGACUCAUUGCAGGGGGUAGCUGUGCUAAAUGGUCACAAGAAGAACCAUUGCUUUGGUCUCACAGCAUCUUCAAAAGGAACAAAUUCAGCCUGGCACAAGCCUUUUGUGGGUACCUGCCCCCUACAGCAGGUACUCCUAGACUGUGAUCCAGGGAAGCUCAUGCCACAAUAAAUCUGGUCUUUAAAGUGCCACAACUCUACUGGAUUCAGCACAUGCAGAUCCAUUCAGUCAUGAGAGGCUCAGGUCAAAUACACCCAGCAUUUCAUUAUGUGCUGAUCCCUUUUACAUACUGGGCCAUCUUCGAAGUGUUCAGGGCCUUCAUGAGGUAUUAUGUGUUCUUUCUGGUGAACUGAUAUGCAGUUAUCCCAUUUUAUUCUCAUAAUGCCACCAGGGAGAUCAGGCUGAGAGAGAAAAUGACUUGCCACUACGCUUCACAGGUGAAUGGAGAGUCAAGCUCAGUUAUCUUUGGUCAAUGUCCAGCAUCCUGUCUAACGCAUCACACCUGCUUGUUGAACAAAAUACUUUUUAUAACCCAGAAAGGAGGAUGCAAUCCUACACACACUUAACUGGGAAUAAGCUGCACUGGAGUCAUUGGGACAUUUCUGAAUGCAGGAAGAUGCUGUAUAUCAGGUCAGGCCAUUGACCCAUCCAGCCCAAAGUUAUCUGCUCUGCAUGGAUUGACUGUGGCUUUCUUCAGUCUUAGAUGGGAAUCCUUCCCUGCCCUGCCUGGAAAUGCUAAGGAUUGAACCCAGAACUAUCUGCAUAGGAAGCAGGCACUCAGCCACUGAAUUGCCACCUGGGAACGUGCUUUGAAUAUCAUUUGUACAUACCCAGGCUUACAAAUUCAUUGACAUCUUAGAUCAAAGCCUUGCUUUUUAAACUGAGGGUUAACACAAACACUGUUACAGCCUUUCUUCCUCUUUUGUUACUCUUGUGUAAGCACAGGAAAGGGACUAAUCCAAAUUAUGGCCUUGCAUGGGAGGGCAGAGGGCUCUAUCCCUCCUCCCCCACAGACAACGUGGGCCUUUUCUGGAUCAGGGCCCCCAUGCCUGCAAUUAUACUGCCAAGUGGUGGCCUCCGCCCAGAGAUAGGAUUAAAAUCGUCUCUGUUGUCAUGCACGACCCAAUCUGGACUGGGCCACUUCUCACACGAAAGUAAAACAGAGCAUUUCUUACUUAAAAGGUAAGGCCAUAUGAGUGAUUAUCUCAUUUUAUCAAUAAGGCUCUGGGGAGAUUGCACAACAGCUUAGCAGACAGUGUACAGACACAUGACGCUUCUCGCACAUCAGCACAGGGCUGACUCACUGCUUGCUGCAGCUGCUUUUGCUCAGGAUGAAGCAACUGUUCCCAUGCUUCAUCAGGAGCCAAAGUCAUGGGUGGGCACGUCCUGACAUGGGGCUGACCCACAUAUGGUUCAGGACACUUUUGUUUGCCACUGGAACUGGCCAUGAAAGCCUGGAAACUACUGUAUUGCAGCCGCAUUUACAGCUCUCUUUGCUCCUAUCACUUUCUCAUUUUUCCUCACUCUUUGGAUUCAGAUUGUAAAUUCUUUGGUGGCAGAGUACUGGCUUUUGCUUGUAUAGUUAUGUUGAAUGUCUUAUAGAUUGUGUCUGUUUAAUAUAGAGGCAUGUGGCUAUUUCUAAAAAACCGACUUCUUUAGAAUUGACUAAUCCUCGACUUCCCAGAACAUUUAUGGCAUGUCUUGUUGAUAAACACUUGCUAAAGGCACUUACCUGUUUAUUCCUAUGAAAUGCCCAGGAGGUUAAAGCUAACUCAUCUUGGACAUCUCCUGAGGGUGAAAAGGAGACAAAAACUCAUGGGUAGCCUGUUGCCCUGAUGUGUGAUGGAGGACACAGUCCUAGCGCCCGUGAGAAGCCUUGAGAAGAGAAGACUGUCAGGGGACAUGAUAUCCCUCUAUAAGUACCUCAAAGUCUGUCACAAAGAGGAAGGUCAAGAUCUCUUCUUGCUGAUGACAGAGUG